Entrophospora candida is the source of this 274-nucleotide messenger RNA. The record is from the annotation of a GenBank genome assembly. Lineage: Eukaryota; Fungi; Glomeromycota; Glomeromycetes; Entrophosporales; Entrophosporaceae.
AUGAACGAAUGGAUUGAUGAAGCAAUUAAAAAUAGACAUUUGAAAUUUCAUCAAUAUAAAGUAUUUAGUGAUGUUCGUGAAAUUGGAGGUGGUUCAUUUGGAACAGUUUAUAAAGCAUAUAAUUCUAACCAUGAGAAACACAUGAUUUUGAAAUCAUUGGAAAGAGGCCUCGCUUCUGAACAAGCAUCUGAACAGAUUAUAAAUGAGCUUCAACUACAUCGACAAGUUGAAAUGCAUAAGAAUAUUAUAGGCUUCUAUGGCAUAACCAAAAAUG